This is a messenger RNA of Aspergillus udagawae, 942 nucleotides long. Its product is annotated as putative mitochondrial dicarboxylate carrier. The record is from RefSeq and is a predicted model, not a curated record. The transcript has 4 exons. Bases 1 to 942 code for a protein of 313 amino acids. Lineage: Eukaryota; Fungi; Ascomycota; Eurotiomycetes; Eurotiales; Aspergillaceae. Gene Ontology annotation, cellular component: mitochondrial membrane. Gene Ontology annotation, molecular function: thiosulfate transmembrane transporter activity; sulfate transmembrane transporter activity; oxaloacetate transmembrane transporter activity. Gene Ontology annotation, biological process: succinate transmembrane transport; oxaloacetate transport; malate transmembrane transport.
AUGGCUGGAAGUGGAAAGUUGGAGGAUUCUCAGCCCGUGAGGGCUGUUGUAAAAAAAGUGCAUUAUCCUUUUUGGUUUGGUGGUUCUGCAUCAUGCUUUGCUGCAAUGGUCACACAUCCUCUGGAUCUUGUAAAGGUUCGCUUGCAGACACGCGGGCCAGGAGCGCCUACGACGAUGGUUGGAACGUUUGGUCACAUUCUUAAGCAUAAUGGAGUCCUGGGGUUGUAUAGUGGGCUCUCUGCGGCCAUCCUCCGCCAAAUAACCUACUCUACCACCCGCUUCGGAAUCUACGAAGAGCUCAAGUCCCGCUUCACCUCGUCCUCGUCACCACCCGGACUCCCCACCCUGGUCGCAAUCGCCUGCGCAUCUGGCUUAAUCGGCGGCUUCGCAGGAAACCCGGCCGACGUUCUGAAUGUGCGCAUGCAGCACGACGCUGCGCUCCCCGCCGCGCAACGGCGCAACUACAAGCAUGCUCUUCACGGAUUGGUGCAGAUGACUCGCACGGAGGGCGCGGCGAGUCUCUUCCGCGGCGUGUGGCCCAAUUCGACCCGUGCCGUGCUGAUGACGGCCUCGCAACUUGCCUCCUACGAUUCCUUCAAGCGACUUUGUCUCGAGAAGCUGGGAAUGUCAGAUAACCUUGUCACGCAUUUCACUGCGUCCCUGAUGGCCGGAUUCGUGGCAACAACCGUCUGCAGUCCCGUCGAUGUGAUCAAAACCCGCGUGAUGACCGCAUCACCGGCGCAGACCCGGAGUCAUAGCCUCCUGGGCUUGUUACGAGAUAUCUACCGCAAGGAGGGUUUCACAUGGGUCUUCCGCGGCUGGGUGCCUAGCUUUAUCCGGCUGGGUCCUCAUACCAUUGCCACGUUUAUCUUCUUGGAAGAACAUAAGAAGCUCUACCGAGCGUUGAAGGGGAUUUCGGGGGACAACACCAUCAAAGUAUAG